This is a messenger RNA of Drosophila hydei, 911 nucleotides long. RefSeq lists its product as uncharacterized. The record is from RefSeq and is a predicted model, not a curated record. The transcript is spliced from 3 exons. The coding region runs from base 128 to 769 and encodes 213 amino acids. NCBI's taxonomy places the organism in Eukaryota, Metazoa, Arthropoda, Insecta, Diptera, Drosophilidae.
GCGUUUUAAUUCAAGCCCUGUAUUCGAUAGCAUCAACCCGAAAUUACUUUUGCAUUUUUGUUAAUGAGUGCCUGGCCCUAUAUAUACCGGAAAUUUCGCUGAGAACUGACAGAGAUCAUAAAUCAUCAUGUGGUUGAACAGUGUGCUCGUGGUGCAAGUCCUUCUGGUGCUGUGCUCCGGCAGCUUGGCUGAGAAAAUGAUGCGGCCCAAGUUCAAGGAGAUCAAAACAUGGAGUGAGGAAAAAAUGGUCAGCCACAAGGUGCUCUACGACAACUCGGAUCCUCACAUGAAUUUCUCCAUGGAGGUGCACCAACCGCUGAACGAUGUGGACAUACACUUGGAGGUGCGCAUAACCAACAAACUGGACCCUUACUAUUCAAGCACUUUGAAUACCACCCUCAACAUUUGUCGCAUCCUGGGCUUUGCCAACCAAUCGCCAGUGGGUCGAUUUGUGCACGGCUUCAUUCGCGAGUACGGAAACAUUAUUGACACCUGUCCUAUACCGAAGGGAAGAUACAAAUUUCAUCACAUACGCUUUAAACGCAAAUUACAGGGCUCCUACUUCAUCAAUAAGUUUUGGUGGCCAGAGGAUCCAACCACGGCCAUUCUGCCGGAGGUCGAGUUCGACAUUCACUUUGAGGCCCAUCACCUGGACGCCAGCAAGAAGCGAACGCUCCUUAUGAACGACCACAUUGCCGGCGACUUUGUUGUCCAGGAUGUGAACAACCUAAAGCCUGGCAUCUUCGGCAUGUUGCCCAAGACGACCUAAGCUAAAUACACACUACUGAAACCUAGCCAGCGUCUAUAUCUAACCAGCACUUUCGAUGUUUCAAUGGUAUUCUUUAACUUAUCUAUCAGUUAUUCCUAAAUGUAGUAAUGAGCAAUAAAUUUGCCAAUUUGCGCAAACUAAA